UAGUCGAGGCAUGUGCUCGCCAGUUUACCUCAGGAUCUCGAACCGGUCGCGACGCUACGUUCGGAAGAUUCCAAAUAUUCGAGUUAUACGAGUCGUACGAGGUCAAAGCUUGAGGGUCUAAUCCUUAACCAAUAGAUUCGAAAUAUUGCAUUAUCUUUCACAUUCCUUCUUCUAUCUUCUUAGCUUAUCUCGUUAAAUUUUUGUUUUUUCGACAAAAGCGAAAAUUCCUUUGGAGGAUUUGAUUUUCGAAAAAAAAUGGGAACGCAAAUGCGAAGCGUCGUCACCGAUAAACUCGCCACAACCACCAAAGGUAUAUCUUGGUCGACUACGGAAACACCUUUCACACCGGAAGAAGAAGAUGCGAUCGUAACUUUGGUCGUCGUAGUAAUUGGCGUAAUCGUCACUAUUGUUAUUUUAUUUUCAAUGGGAAUUUUUAUCGAUUGUAAACAUCAAAAGAAGGAAACCUUUAAGAAGAGGAAACCGAGACUAAAAAUGCCACAAAUUCCACGCGUUCGAAGGACACAACCUGACGACGUUAAGUCCUUUGCCUCCGAUAUGUGUCCAAACGAUACAACCGAUUCGUUUUCAACGAGAGAUGCCAUAGUUUGAUUCUCUUCGAUCGAACGAUUCUCUUUUCGUAUUGAUUAAUAUAAGUGCACGAAUUUCGUUCGAAACAGUCGAACAAACAGAAACAAUUAAUGACUUUUUUCUACGAACUUACGAAAAAAUUUCACGAACAACGUUGAUAGGAUAUUGUAUAUCCAUUACUACUACGAAGUCGAACGACAUAGUGUUUUAUCGCUGUGAUUUAUGCAAUCUUCUUUUACGUAACUCUUCUUCAUCGUGCUUUUUUUUUCCUUUGAAAAGCAGCAAGAAAGAGCAGGUACCGAUUUAUUGAAACUAACGAAUUAUCGAUCAUUGGUCGAUCAACGUCUCUUCUCGAUUGUUUUAUACGAUUGCGCUGGGUUGCUUCUCGAUUAUUGAUUUUCAAAUAUAAAUUGAAUUGAGAAUCACGUACAACGAGAUUCGAAUUAUCGUAACCAAUGACCAUUUUAUUGGAGAGGUUAAACAAACAGAAAAAAGUAUAUCAUUGAAAAUAUUUGAUACAUGUCUCUCAACAAGCUACCAUUAAUUUUUCUUUAGAAUUGUUCCAACGAAUUUAUAUAUGUAAUAUAU
Molecule: messenger RNA, 1176 nt
Organism: Vespa mandarinia (Asian giant hornet)
Lineage: Eukaryota; Metazoa; Arthropoda; Insecta; Hymenoptera; Vespidae
Source: RefSeq, a predicted model, not a curated record